AUGUUGUCAGUUAUUCCAAAGUCGAUUUCAUUUAAUGGCCGCGCCUUGUCACAAAAUUUUCGACACUCCUGUCACAGCAACGGCAAUAUGUCAGAACAAGGAGAGGUCUUUGAGAGACCGGAUACAGUAGUUGUUGAUCCUCCAUUGGAGAAGCAUCACACAAUUGAGCCAUUUGCGUUUCUAACGUCAGUGAAGGAAAGUGAACGCAAAUAUAAUGUACUUCUUAUAUCCAAUCAAGCAUUCAAAACCGAUCUUAAAACAAUAUGGGUCCAUUGUGGGUUAGUAGUGUGUUCAGACGGUGGUGCUAAUAGACUUCACGACUACUUUGCCAAUGAUCAAGAGCGAGGGGACUAUUUACCAAAUUAUAUAGUGGGAGACUUUGAUUCACUAAGGGACGAUGUCAGAGGCUUCUACAAAUCAAAGGGAGUCAAGAUUAUACCACAAUAUGGCCAAUAUAGCAAUGACUUUCAAAAAUCGGUACGUUGCAUACAACUACACUAUUCAUUUUUAGAGCAGGGUAGGCAAUGGCUAGAAGUUGAUGAAGAUGAUGGGCUAAAGGAAAUCUGGGAGAAUGAAUUUGGAGGCGCCAGCGAUAUACAAAUCCGAAUUUAUGCAUUGUCUGUGAUUGGAGGUAGAUUUGACCAAACAAUUCAAUCAAUAAACCAGCUUUAUAUCCUUCAUCAAAAAGAACCUAAUUUGCAUUUAUUUUUCAUAACCAAUGAUGAUUUGAUAUUCUUAUUGUACAAGGGAGUCAACUAUGUUAUGUACCCCAAUCGAGCAAUCUUUUGCAAAAAUAUGUCGUCACCUCCAUUAUGUGGGUUAUUACCUCUUGGUGAUAAGCCUGUUACUUUGAACAGUUUUGGUUUCCGAUACGAUGUUCAGAACUGGUUGACAAAAAUGAUGGGUCAAGUGAGUUCUUCGAAUCGAGUUGUUGGAAAGAAAGGGUUCAUCGUUGAAUGUUCUGAAGACAUUUCAAUGAAUGUAGAAUUAAGUUUAUAG
Molecule: messenger RNA, 999 nt
Organism: Lodderomyces orthopsilosis Co 90-125
Lineage: Eukaryota; Fungi; Ascomycota; Pichiomycetes; Serinales; Debaryomycetaceae
Product: thiamine diphosphokinase
Exons: 1
Coding region: 1-999 (332 amino acids)
Biological process (GO): thiamine diphosphate biosynthetic process; thiamine metabolic process
Molecular function (GO): thiamine binding; thiamine diphosphokinase activity; ATP binding
Source: RefSeq, a predicted model, not a curated record